UAAAAGCACAUUCAUACGUUGUCUCAGUGAGCACGCGUACACAAUUAUCGCGCCAUUAAUAGGUGACCCAGUGAACCAACAAACGUCGAAUUAAAGUAUGCGAAUCCCCGUAAUUUGGAUUUUGUAGUAUAAAACUGCAGCGCUCUUCUCAAUUUGCCACACAGUACUUCCAGACUUUAAGGCAACAGGUGUUACAUACAAAACGUUAAUUUGUCGGAACCCAAAGGCAAUACAUGUGUAGUUGUAAUUUAAGAUUUUAGUAUCGUUUUGUGACGAAGUCAAACCAAAAAUGCAAAGUUUCUAUGAAAACAAACACGUAUUCAUUACCGGCGGAAGUGGUUUCCUGGGAAGAGUAAUCAUCGAGAAGUUGUUGCGGAAAACAGAUGUGAAAUGCAUAUAUAUGCUGAUCCGCGCUAAGCAUGGCACCAAAAGUGAGGAGCGCAUCAAGAAAAUACUCUCCGGACCGCUAUUCGACAAAGUCAGAGAGUUGAAACCGCAGUUGCACACACUCAUCACACCGAUUAAUGGCGAUUGCGCACAACCCAAUUUGGGCAUCUCAGUUGAGGACCGCGAACUCCUAAAGACAAAUGUGGACGUGGUCAUCCACUGCGCAGCCACAAUACGUUUCAAUGAGCCACUAUAUAAUGCACUCAUACUGAAUGUCGGUGCCAUCAAAUACAUGUUGGAUUUAGCCAAAGAAAUGCCGAAACUACAGUCCUUUGUGCACGUCUCCACUGCCUUCUCCAAUUGCAUUUUGCCACACAUAGAGGAAAAAUUCUAUCCGGAAAUUCUUGGCAUCACCGCUAAUAAAGCUCUCAAAAUGGCCGAACACUUGGGACCGGAGCUAACCAACAAUUUGGCUAAGGAAUUGUUACGUGACUUCCCAAACACUUAUACCUUCACGAAAACGCUUGCCGAAGAGCUAAUUUUAAGUGAAGCCUCCACACUGCCGAUUUGCAUCUUCCGUCCUGCCAUCAUUACUUCCACUUAUGCAGAGCCUAUACCCGGUUGGGUGGACAAUUACGCUGGUGCAACGGGUUCUCUAUUUGCUAUGGCUCAGGGUAUGUUGCGUGUUCUCUAUAUACACGUCAAUAAUCCGGCAUUGGUGGUCCCAGUGGACUUUUGUGCAAACACGAUUUUGGCUUGUGGCUAUAAAACGGGGCAACAAGAAAAGGUCGAAAAUGUUAAAAGUGAACCCUUGAUUUACAAUUAUGUGCCGGACGCAAGUAACGUCAUUACUUGGGGCACUUUGGCGGACACCACUCAACACUAUGCAAGGAAGUAUCCCUUCUCGAACAUCCUAUGGUAUCCCUUCACUGUAAAAGUUCAAUCGUUGAGACUCGAGACAAUUCUGUCGUUCUUCUUACACAUUCUUCCAGGCUACUUGCAAGAUAUGCUGCUGCGUCUACGUGGCGAAAAGACAAGAAUGGUGCAUAUGUAUCAAAAGCAAGAUCAGUGCCUGCAAGUCCUGAACUAUUUCAAAACCAAUUUGUGGACGCACAACACAACAAAUACGAAAAACUUGUGGCAAUCUCUCACGCCUGACGAGCAGUCAAAUUUCAAUUUCAACAUGUCUGGUGUAUGUUGGAAACAAUACUGCAAUGACAUCUUGUGCGGAAUUCGUCGGUAUUUGGCUGGCGAAGAUGAGGACACUAUACCGAAGGCGGUGAAGCGUUUCAAAAAGUUUCAAUUUAUGCACCGAUCAAUUGUGGCUUUAAUAGUAACGGGUCUUACGAUGUUCGUAUUUUUUGUGGCAUUUUAUUUCCUAGAGAAACGUUACUUAGAUACCAGCUAUUUUAGAACUAUAAAAACUAUUGCAAAUUAAUAGAUUUUAUUCCAU
This is a messenger RNA of Zeugodacus cucurbitae (melon fly), 1840 nucleotides long. RefSeq names its product fatty acyl-CoA reductase wat. Bases 290 to 1825 code for a protein of 511 amino acids. Gene Ontology annotation, molecular function: alcohol-forming very long-chain fatty acyl-CoA reductase (NADP+) activity. The record is from RefSeq and is a predicted model, not a curated record. Lineage: Eukaryota; Metazoa; Arthropoda; Insecta; Diptera; Tephritidae. The transcript has 8 exons. Gene Ontology annotation, biological process: long-chain fatty-acyl-CoA metabolic process. Gene Ontology annotation, cellular component: peroxisome.